AUGAGGGUGGAACUGUAUGGCUGUGAACUAGGCAAGUGACAAAAUUCCUUUCAAUUUACGAAUAAAGUACACGUAGAGUCCGAUUCUUGUUGUUGUUCUUUUUUUUUUUUGCUGGUGUUUUUUCUUAAAGACACAUCCACAGCAAAAAAAAUGGAAAAAUUCAUUUAUGCUCGUUGUAAAUAAUUGUCCUUUUUUUAGCGGCAAAGUCAUUUUGGGGAAAGUUUGGUCAUCCUGCUGUGUGUUUUUUACUUGAGAGACUCAGCUUCGUAUGUAUACUUCAUACACAUGGGGUAGUUUUGGCUAAACCCCGGAUGUCGGCUAAUUACUUGUCCUCAGUAGCGUUGUAUACUUUUCAAAAACACCUUCAAUCGUCGGGAACGAGAAGUCCAAAGACUGCUGUAAAGCUGAUUUAAAACAACGUGUAUUGUUUUUUUAUAACAAUAUUUCGGCUGGCCAUAACAGCCUUCUUCAGGUUUACAGGUUUACGUCGGGAUCGUUUUAUAAUUUUUCAGUAGUCUAGUUUGAUGUAAUUGGGUUUUAGUUUUCAAACUUACCAUAAUUACAAAAACCAAAAAGCAAACUGCAGUGAUAAACAUAAUGAUAGAUAUAAACACAUUUCUGGAGAGAAAAAGACUUAAACUUGAUGUUUCGUAUGUUCCAACAUACAUUUUCAGAAGUAAUAAACUGAUGAAUUAAUUAAACAUAAAUUACAAUGUGGAAUAAAAAAGAAAAUAUAUAUAAAAGAAAACGUAUGCAAAUUACAGCAGGUAAAGUUUUUCACUGCUGACAUUUUCUAACCAUUUUUAAUGAUCAUUGUAACUUGGAAUGUUUCCUUAGUUGAAAUUAGUUUUUUAGUAUUGCCAAUUAGGUCAUGUUACUCUUUGCGUCAGUCAUAAGCAACUGCCGAUAUUUCUUGGCAUUUAUGUAAUUAAGGUAACUGUUAAAAGUGUUGCUUAUGGUAUUAUUGUUUAUUCAGAAUGCCAAGAUGCUCUUGGUAUGGAAAACGGCUUAAUUUCUGACUCACAACUUAGCGCUUCCACUCAAUGGAAUGACUUGGAAGGCGCCCACCGUGGUAGGUUGCAUCUUACAGAAGUAUGGGAUCCACUUCACGAAUCAGGAGGUUGGGUAUCCAAAUUAAAUGACGUGAAUCAGUGGCUCCAGAUUGAUGUCUUGGGUCUCACCAGGAAUUACGUCAGAGUGACACGUGUCUCAACUCAAGGAAGAGAAACCACUAGUUACGGCGAAGUAUAUGUCAAAGCAUACAGGCUGCAGUACAGUAAUGAUGGAGUAAAUUUUCAGUACUAUAAAGAAAGUGGUACAACUAAUGCCAAGGUAACGAAACAUUUUACUAUGGAAAAUGAGGACAAUCCCAUUACUAUUUUGCAUAAAAGUUUCCUUUUUUUAUCUAAAAUUUUGCGCAAUUGCUACGAAAGGAUAUUCAUAUUUAGAGUAAGGGUUGCAGUACAGUUUCCGUAAGAAAAGCAAGUUGCAUUUGCGACACAGGAGAAAAAUGCGUGCACUUCCACAUACACUUCUACCUCACCUGACGGCAGAGCGACUAGUUCAAAAAAGGCUGUUUAGAUCUUUAGCAACUUUAUAGCAGAAGAGGAAAACGUCUGAAAAUCAAGGUUCGGACUCAAUCAGUACACACCCGACAGUACAAUCUUCUAGAAUGUUUCAUGGACUAUCUGUUUGUAACUUUUUAUUUUCUACAAUUACCACGCAAACUUCGAGUAUUGAGAGAAUUGUGCAACCAUUCGUUGUCUUGUACCAAGUGGGGCUUGUGUCUGAUGGUUAACCUUUUUUCACAUCAUUUUUUUUUUCAGGAAUUUGAUGGAAACAUUGAUCAUUACAGUGUGGUUCAUCACGAUCUAAAUCCACCAAUCACUGAACGCUAUAUCCGAUUUCGGCCACUGACUUGGAAUGUUCACAUAUCAAUGAGAGUAGAGAUCUAUGGAUGCACUCAAGGUAACUUCUAGACUGGCUAAAGAACACUUCUUUCAGUUAGUAAAGAUCAGUGAAUUAUAGGUGUUUUCCAUACAUAUUAUAAGUCUAUAACCUCAACCAGUUGAUAAUUUCGACUUAAUUACACUUUUUUUCUGUAUUGCUAGAGUGUACGGCUCCAGCCAUUGGAAUAGAGACGGGGAGCAUUCUUAAUGCUCAAAUGACCUCUUCAACAGGAAAUGCAUCGCUGGCUCGGUUAAAUGGACGGUUUGCUUGGUGUCCAUUAAUAGACGGUUAUGGUGAAUACAUACAGGUAAAAGAAGACAGUAAUACAACUUUUCUUUAAAAGAUAACGGAGAGUAUAUAGUCACCACAGAUAAUGUAGUUUUAUAUCCAGCUAUUUCCUUGGUUAUUUUCAUUUCAUCUCUCAGUUGCUGCCAUCAAAUUAGAGUGGGCGGGAUAACUGACCUUAUUUGGUACAUCUGAGUGCCGUAUGAUCUUGGCCUCCUUAACUUUCCCGGCUAGUUCCAACCCGCCAGAUUGCCAGUAUAUAAAUAAAUGGGUGGAGAUAAUAUAUGUUUUUCUGAUAUAUAAUUAUGGUAAACAAUUAACAAUUUGCCAAAACUCAUGCACAAUAACCAUUGUGUUAAUCUUUUUUUUUUCUACCUAAAAGGCAUUCUUAUUUUAACAUGUUUACAAAGGUUAACGAAUUAUUGAAGCAGUAUAGAGUAUUUUCACAAGACGUCACGGCAGCCAUAUUGAUGUCCCAAAACAAUGAAACAGCGGCCAUGUUGGUGUCCCAUGUAAACCAAUUCUGUGGGAGUUGAAAUAUUUUCUUAUCCAAACGCUUUCUUUUGAUCCAAUAAAUUUGCAAAGACGCUGGCCUCGUGAGUAAAAACGAUCUAUACACUUGUAACUUCCCUCUCUUUGAUUUCUUAACCAAUCAUGAGAUGGCUUUAGCUUGUACGUUUUGUUUUUCCAACGGGUGCUGUGAUGCUUGGAUGCAAAUAGGGACAAAAUUUGAAACAAGCAGUUCUCAAGGGUAACAUCAUAUUGACUACAGCGGGAAAACAAAACAUACAAGCUAAAUAAAGACUUUAUUAAUUCAGAUUGAUCUUGAGCGACUGUAUCGAGUGUGCGCUGUAGCAACGCAAGGAUUCCCAGGAGGAAACAAACAUUACGUGAAAGAAUACGAACUUGGAUGGUCCAACGAUCAAAUUGACUGGGAUAAAAGUGCUGAGGUAUGACGUUUUAUUUCAGCUGAAAGCUUGUUUCCUUUGAAGUUCAUGGAGAAGCAGUUUGGAUUUCAAAAGGCCUUUUGCUUUAUAAAUGUACGGUGGAUCUAGAUCAUCGUUGAGAACUACACUUGUUGAAAAAAGAAAAAAUAACCUUUGCGUCUAAACGCAAAGGGAAUGAGAAAUUUUAGAAGCAAUGUAUGUCUUACCAGUUACUACUCGAUGCAAAAGCGUUAAAGAGCGUUAAAAAGAUUUCAAUACAGUCAAACCCGGCUGUAUGGACACUCGCUUAAUACGCACACCUCAUUAUUACGGACACUAUGCCUUUUCGCUGGGGAAAGAAAGCCCUUACAUUUUCUAUAAAUGCACCCCGCUUAAUACGGCGACACCCCGUUAAUACGAACUUUCGGCCAUGGCCUCUUUGUGUCCGUAUUAACAGGGUUUGACUAAACUGCAUAUUUUUUCUUUCAGUCAUUUUCUCGUUUCACUUGCAGGCUUAUAACAAAUCAUUUUCCCGUCUACAACAAAAUAAUACGAAAAGAAAAAAAUGUUUUAAUUAAUUACAGCAACAAUACGGUAAAAUUCCGAAGAUAAUCCCCAAGGCUUAUAUUUUUCAAAGGCCCAUUAUGAGGGGCUUAUUUUUGGAGGGGCUUACCUACGGAGGGAAAUUUGCGCUUCAAAAUCUAUUGGGCUAGCCUUAUAGUUGGAAUUAAAUUUACCGUUUUUGCUUUGUUUUAAUUUGUAUUUGAAGACAAUUUUCCAAGUACAAGCCUCCGGGGGGCUUAUAUUUGGACCGGUUAUUUUGGGGGGCUUAUACAUGGAGGGGAUUAUUUUCGGAAUUUUACGGUAGUUUAAAAUUAUUACCUCUGUAAGUUAUGGGUGAAUAUUUUUUUAUGAUAUAAAGCAUGCUCCGUCAGCAUUCUUUUCAUUUUAGUUGACCUCAAUGUUUUGUAUGAAUUUUAUAGGUUCUUAAAGGAAAUAAUAACUGUUAUAACAUUGUGAAGAACUCCGUUCCAGCAAUUUACGCUCGAUAUAUUCGCCUCUAUCCAAUAGCAUGGUACAUCAGAGGAUGUGUAAGAAUAGAGCUUUACGGGAAACCCUGGCCAGAAGGUGAUCAUUUAAGCAUAAUAUUCGCUGAACUCAUCCAUUAUCUUACGUUUUUGCGCUCGAUAUAAUCAGUACAUAAUCUUCUUCUUUGGCAUCACUCGAGUAAUAUUUAGCCAUAAAUUGCAUCAUUUUUGGAGUAUUUUGUCUCUCUAUUUUUUUAAUUUCAUUUCAGACAAUUUUCCCAUUUACUUGAAAUUCUUUACAAAAUUCAAAAAGUUAUUUGUGACCACUACAGUUGGUUUAUUCACUGCCCUUACGUUUUAACAUUUGUCAUUUUUUAUUUUAUAGCUUCAGCAGCAUCUUUUACUCCCAUUGCUCCUGGCAAAGCUCUUAGUGGCCACGUUAUCCUAUCGCUGAAUAACACUAACGUCAUGGAAUGCUUUAAAACUUGUCUGAUAGCCGGCCAGUGCAAGUCUUUCAACUACAACGAGCAGUUGAAAAAGUGUGAAGUGAGCGGUUCCUCUGGCAAAGAACAUGAACUGACUGAGCAGGAUGGUUUCUACUAUUACGAACUUACAUCUCGUUAA
Porites evermanni is the source of this 4813-nucleotide messenger RNA. The record is from the annotation of a GenBank genome assembly. NCBI's taxonomy places the organism in Eukaryota, Metazoa, Cnidaria, Anthozoa, Scleractinia, Poritidae.